AUGGACUCGGAGGAGUCGGACUUCUACGGAGACGAGGAUAUUAUUGAAGGGCUGGAGGCCCGCGUCAAUUCUUUCAACGUCGCCCAAUGGUGGGAGGAGACAAGGGCGGUCCAACUCAACCGGAAAGCCAAGGCGGAGCCGGCGGACAGCACCAAGCUACAUAACCCAUACGCAGGUGUACCUUAUGCGUGGCAACUAACCGAGACCCUCAGUGAUUUCCUCAAUCGCCUUCCUCCCGAGACAACUGAGGGGACUGCCGACGUUCCCUGGAUUUUCAUCUGUAACCCGUUCAUUGCUCGGAAGAGCAGGUUUCUCGCACAAAACCAGUUCAGCAGAGGCAAUGAGGAUGAAGCUCCAGAAGAGGAUGGAUCACAGCUCAACACCCUAGUUGAAGGAGGCACCGAGAGGUUGCGCAUUCUGGGCAACUUUGUGGACGGCAUCCACAGGACGAAAAAGUCUGCGACAGCAAAGCUGUCAGAGAUCAACCACGAGAAGAAGCAGGCAGUCAAGGACGUCCUGUCUCUCGCGCACGCGUGCAAAUGGCACCGCGGCAAGACGCAACCGGCCGCAAAGAUCGAAUGA
Molecule: messenger RNA, 582 nt
Organism: Colletotrichum chrysophilum
Lineage: Eukaryota; Fungi; Ascomycota; Sordariomycetes; Glomerellales; Glomerellaceae
Exons: 3
Coding region: 1-582 (193 amino acids)
Source: RefSeq, a predicted model, not a curated record